Sycon ciliatum is the source of this 16251-nucleotide messenger RNA. RefSeq lists its product as uncharacterized. The coding region runs from base 11 to 15529 and encodes 5172 amino acids. The transcript is spliced from 37 exons. Gene Ontology annotation, molecular function: G protein-coupled receptor activity; calcium ion binding. Gene Ontology annotation, cellular component: membrane. Gene Ontology annotation, biological process: cell surface receptor signaling pathway; G protein-coupled receptor signaling pathway. Lineage: Eukaryota; Metazoa; Porifera; Calcarea; Leucosolenida; Sycettidae. The record is from RefSeq and is a predicted model, not a curated record.
GAGAGAGAACAUGAUAUCAGCUCUGCCACCGACCGUCUUUGAUCCACUCACCGCCCUCACUAGCAUCGAUCUGGGAUUGAAUGGGAUUUCAAGCCUGCCAAGCGGUCUGUUCAUUCGUAAUACACAGCUCCAAAUCAUCGACCUGUUCAACAAUCAGAUCUCACUGAUCACCGCCUUGCCUUUCGCAACCGUAGCACAGAUUGCGUCGCUGGAUCUAUCAUUAUUAGCGAAUCCAAUGGAUGACUGCUCUUGUCGUCGCAUGGAGUUCGAACACUUGAGGUUUUUGAACCUGACAGCAAAUGAAGUGGAGAUGGGCAACGACCUGAACUUGUUUGGAACUGGUGCAAACACUUGCCCUCAGAUAGCUUGCACAACCGAGAACUCAGUCCGGCCUGACUUCCAGCUGCUGCAGUCUGAUGCGUUUCAAACGACACUCUUCUGCCUGGGUGGUGUGGACGUGCCAAUAUCAAGCGCUUCAUUCCAGGCACCGCUGGACAUUGGAUUCGUGUUGAAUGGAACGAUCUUGCCUCUAACAAUACCUACUGUGCCCAGACUGGUGGUUCUAGGGCCAGGUGGUGCACCAGUUCAAAAUGGGAAGUACGAGUGUGACACAACGAUCGGUACCUUGACCAGUAACAAUGUCAUUGCUCAACCUAGCUCUUCUACAACCUGCCCACCUGGAUUCACUGGCCACUAUCUGCGCUGUGUUGAUAUUGAUGAAUGUGACACGUUUAUGUGCAACGUGAAUGCGACGUGCUUCAACUUGCCGGGAUCGUUUGAAUGUCGCUGCAAUGCGAUGUUUGUCGGUGAUGGACUGACCUGUGUGCUGGAGGACGAAUGCGAUAGCGGAUCACACAACUGCAAUCUGACCGUGUCUGAGUGUCGCAACACUGCCGCCAGCUUUGAGUGUGACUGCUCACCUGGGUUUCAGCGUGACGGUGGUGUCGGUGAUUGCCUGAAUAUCAAUGAAUGCACCACACAGUCACCAUGCGCUUCCAUAAUCGGUGCAAUCUGUACGGAUACGUUUGGUUCGUUCUUCUGCUCAUGCGGACCAGGAUACACGCAGUCUAGCGGUGCAGGUGAUCCUCUCGUUUGCGCCGAUGUGAAUGAGUGCUCGGCUGGUACGCACAACUGCGACCUUGUUCUGGGACGCUGCAGCAAUAUCCCCGGCACUUUCUUCUGCCAAUGCAUCAGCGGUUACGUUGGCAACGGUCUGCCCGGUGGCUGUCAAGACCAGAACGAAUGUACUUUCUUCUCACCGUGCGCUAGCUUGCCGAACACUGUGUGCAACAACACAGUCGGGUCGUUCAACUGUCCCUGCACCCAAGGGUUUGUCUUCAAUAAUACGCAAAUGAUCUGUGUUGAUGAUAAUGAAUGCGCCAGCAUGGUACACAACUGCCAUCCUGAUGCUACCUGCAUGGAAGUUCUGGGAUCUUUUGAAUGUAAUUGCAGAGUUGGUUUUACUGGCAAUGGUACUUUCUGCCAAGAUUUUGACGAGUGCAACACUGCAAGUUUCGAUCCAGGCUGCGAUAGGAAUGCGACUUGCAACAAUACGAUCGGAUCUUUUGGGUGCUCUUGCAUCAGUGGAUUCGUGGGCACUGGCAUGGAAUGUCAGAAUGAUAACGAAUGUGAGCGCUUCCCAGGGCCGUGCAGCAAUCAGUCCACCUGCACCGACACCAUAGGCAGUUUCACGUGCGAGUGCGUGCCUGGAACUGUAGGAGAUGGGUUUACCUGCGAUAACGUGGAUGAAUGUUUGCUCGGCCAGCACAGCUGCAGUGUGAACGCAAACUGCACGCACACGCCACCCAUGACCCUGCCGGUGUGUCGAUGCCGGGCUGGCUUCACUGACAACAGCGGAGCCCUGAACAGCGGUAUAGUCUGUACUGACAACGACGAGUGCCUGUUUGAGCCAUGCUCGCAGCUAGCCGGCUGCAACAACACCGUAGGGUCUUUUGUGUGCCUGGCGUGUCAAGUCGGGUACACCGGUGAUGGCUUCACGUGCUCUGAUGUCAAUGAGUGUCUCAACGUAGACAGCUGCGAUGCAUCGCGGUCCAAUUGUACCAACACUGUGGGCUCGUUCUUAUGUACAUGCUUGGCAGGCUAUCAGAGCGUUGAUGGCAUUCUCUGCGCGGACAGGAACGAGUGUGAGCAGGCCGCGUCGCCACCGUGCGCCGUCCAGUCCAACUGCAGCAACACAGUCGGGUCGUUUGCGUGCUCGCCGUGUUCGCAAGGCUUCAGCGGCACCGGCUUAGUGUGUGAAGAUGUCGACGAAUGUGCCCAAGAUCUACACAACUGUGCACCCACGGGUGGAGUGUGUACAAACGGCUUUGGCAACUUCUCCUGCAACUGCAGCACUGGUUUCGUGGGCAGUGGGACUGUGUGUGAAGACCUGGAUGAAUGUGAAACAAUGCCAUGUUCCAGCCUCGUAACAUGCCAGAACACCGUCGGAUCUUUCAUGUGUCCGCCAUGCCCGCUGGGAUUCAGUGGUAACGGCUUCUCAUGUGAAAAUGUGGACGAGUGUAUGGAAACUGGCGUACUGCAAGACAACUGCUCUGUACUGGCGGUGUGUGCUGACACGGUGGGUUCGUUUAACUGCACUUGCAUCCCUGGAUAUACUGGUAGCGGUGAUGUCUGUGAGAACGUUGAUGAAUGCAUCUCUGAGCAGCACGAUUGCCACCCAGAAGCCAACUGUACCGACACGGUCGGAUCUUUCCAGUGCCAGUGUCGAUCCGGCUUCAGAGAUGGUCAGAUCGAGAUACAGUUGCCUCCCGGUCGUCUCUGCUUUGACAACGAUGAGUGUGUUCUAGACACGCACAUGUGCUCACAGUUUGCCAGCUGUAACAACACAUUCGGUUCUUUCACGUGCACCUGUGAGGAGGGUUUUGAAGGUACCGGUUUGAACUGUGACAACGCUAAUGAAUGCACUUCAGGAACACACAACUGUGAUCCGAACGCAAUAUGUUCAGACACGAUUGGCUCAUUCCGUUGCCAAUGCGAGAACGGCUACCUGGACGAACAGUUCCAGAACGACACCUUUCCUGUGGGCCUAUUCUGCGUCGACGAAGACGAGUGUGAACGCCUGCAAUCUCCAUGCUCCAGUGUGGCGAUCUGCAAUAACACAAUCGGGAGUUUUGUCUGUCAGUGUGACAUUGGGUACAGUGGUGAUGGCUUGGAAUGCAGCAAUGUCGAUGAAUGUACCCUUGGCACACACCAGUGUGAUGAAAACGCCAACUGCACGGACACAAUUGGAUCGUUCAUGUGCACAUGCAGCGUAGGUUAUGACGACGCGGGUCUGAGUUCCGAGCCUGGACGGCAGUGUAACGACACCGACGAAUGUCUGCAGAGUGUGUGUGAUGCUCUUGUAGUGUGCACGAACACCGUCGGAAGCUUUAACUGCGGUCCAUGCCCAGCUGGCUACAGUGGCGAUGGAUUUGUCUGCUCCAACAUAGACGAGUGCGCAACAAACAUGCAUAACUGUGACAGCAAUGCUACCUGCACAGAUGGCGUCGGUUCAUUUGUGUGUAGCUGCAACAAUGGGUUUACCGGGUCCGGUUCGACGUGCUUGGACAUCAAUGAGUGCGUAAACAUAAGCGAGCAGCAGGACCGCUGUGUCGACGACACUGUCUGUACUAACUUUGUACCUGGCUACACGUGCGACUGCGCUGCUGGAUUCUCCGGUAAUGGCUUCUUAGCUUGUGAUGAUAUAGAUGAAUGUACUGAUAGUUCACAUAACUGCCACACGGACGCGUCCUGUAUGAACAGUGCGGGCAUGUUUAGCUGCCUUUGCAACAGUGGCUACACGGGAUCAGGCACGAACUGCACGGAUGUGAAUGAAUGCGAUGCACCACCUGCCAUAGAUCCGCUCCUGGAGAAUAUCAUUCUGAGCUGCUCUGACCAAGCCCGCUGCAUCAACCUUCCAUCCAGUUUCAUGUGCGAGUGUCUGAGCGGCUUCGAAGGGAGCGGUUUUGAGUGCACAGACGUGGAUGAAUGUGGACUAGGUUCACACAACUGCUCUACGCUAGGAGGCGACUGCAUGAAUACAUUCGGUGCUUUCAGUUGUAGCUGUCAACCCGGCUUCACUGGGGAUGGAGUCACAUGCUCAGAUAUUCCAGAAUGCGAGCAGUCGCCAUGCCCGAACUUUGCUUUCUGCACAGAACUGCAGGGCAGUUUCCGAUGCACAUGCAUGGAAGGGUUUGAAGUUGACGGCCUGGCGUGCAGAGAUCUUAAUGAGUGUGUACUGGGCACGGAUAACUGUGCACCGGGUCUGGAAGCCACUUGCACAAACGAACUCGGAUCGUUCAGCUGUGCGUGCAACCCCGGUUACCUUGGAAACGGUCAGCAGUGUGAUGACGUGAACGAGUGUACGGACAACACUCAUGACUGCCAUUCCAAUGCCACCUGCAGCAAUGUGCCCGGCUCAUGGCUGUGCGCGUGUGACGCUGGCUUCACUGGAUCUGGCCAGCAAUGCGCUGACAUUGAUAACUGUGCUGAUUCCAGCCUGAAUGACUGCCAUCCGUUCGCCGUUUGCAUGAACCUGGAGGGCUCAUUCCGCUGUGAAUGCCAACAGGGUUUUGAAGGUAACGGGACAUUCUGCCAGAAUAUCAAUGAGUGUGAUCUACCCCAACCUGUGUGCACCAAUGCUAACUGCUUGGAUAGGACGCCGUCAUUUGAAUGCGACUGCUUCAUUGGCUACAGUCCUACCAGUCCAACAGUCUGUGAUAAUAUCAACGAAUGUCAACUUGCGCUGGACAACUGCAACGCCAAUGCUACCUGCUCAGAUAGUCCAGGCUCGUUUGCUUGUACCUGCAAUGAUGGCUACACUGGAUCUGGUGUUCAGUGUGACGACAUUGAUGAGUGUGGGCUGAACUUAGACGACUGCGUAAUGGCAGUGGGGACACUCUGCACUAACAACUUUGGGUCGUACACAUGUGAAUGUGCGAGCGGAUUUGAGCGCGUUUCACCCAUCCAAUGUAGAAACACUGAUGAAUGUGCUCUGGACGUAGACACAUGCGACGAUACCACGACAAUAUGUCAGGACACUGCCGGGUCCUUCCUUUGCAAUUGCAUCGAUGGAUUCGUACCGGUGUCGAAUACCAUGUGUCAAGAUGACAAUGAGUGCAUACGCGAUCCUCCGCCGUGUGAUGCCAAUGCCACCUGCACUAAUGUGCCUGGGAGCUUUGAGUGCAACUGCAGUCUUGGUUUCCGAGGCAACGGAUUAAUGUGCCAGCCAUUCCUGCCCUGUGAAGCUAACCUGGUGGAGUGUGAACCGAAUGCACUCUGUGUGCCGGAAAGUCUGGAAGAGGCUGCGUGCCGUUGCACGCCGGGCUAUACGGGAGUUGGGACGGUUACUGCGCCAUGUGAAGAAAUCAAUGAGUGCAUAAAUCAAACCAGCUGUCCUGUCAACACAACGUGUAUGGAUCAGUUCAAUUCAUUCCGAUGUGAAUGCGGCGAAGGAUUCAUUACCGAAGGGCUACUAGAGGACACAACUUGCAGAGAUCGUGAUGAGUGUGCUCAAGGAAGCGUAUGCCAGGAGAAUUCAGACUGCCGGAAUACGGUCGGGUCGUUCCGCUGCGUGUGCAGAGAUGGCUUUGAGCUCAUCGACAACGCAGUGUGCAUGAACGUCAACCAGUGUUCCGCUAACACACACAACUGUCAUUCAAACGCAACGUGUAAUGACCUCCCGGGUCUCUUCCAGUGCACAUGUAAUACAGGAUUUACAGGUAACGGUGUGACAUGUACUGAUAACAUCGAAUGUGAUAUGCCAAUGCAGUGCCCUGUCAACUCGCAGUGCGCAAACAGCAUAGGAUCAUUCAGGUGCCCUUGCAAUGUCGGCUACGAGGCGGAGACGAUGGCGCCGGACGGACGCAUCCUGUCCUGCGGGGAUAUCGACGAAUGUAGGAAUUCUUCGGUUUGUGCUCAGCUAGCAACAUGCAACAACACUAACGGCAGUUUCCUAUGCACAUGUUUGCCUGGGUAUACGGGUAAUGGACGAGUGCAGUGUGAUGAUGAGGACGAGUGCAGUACCGGUGCACACAACUGCUCUCGUGUUGACGACGAAGCAGUGUGCAUGAACACCGUUCCGGGAUUCAUGUGCAGCUGUCGCCAGGGCUACACAGGAGAUGGUGUCGUGUGCGAGAAUGUGAACGAAUGUGACUCGGGAACGCACGCCUGCCACGCCAACGCAACCUGUAACGACACGGUAGGAUCAUUCGCGUGUCAGUGCGACACUGGCUUCACAGGCGCUGGCAUGUCCUGUAUGGACAUCAAUGAGUGCACACUGGGUAUUGCUACAUGUCCAGAAAACAUUUCCAUGUGCGUAAAUCAGCUUGGCUCGUAUGCGUGCCCUUGUGGUCCUGGUUACACUGGAUCUGAGGCGGAGAACUGUUCGGAUAUUGAUGAAUGUACCCAGAGCAACCCUUGCAGCAUCGGUAGUCAGGAGUGUUUCAAUACCGAUGGAGGCUUCCAGUGUGCCUGUGCUCCUGGCUUUGAAGAUCGGCGAGACUUGAACACCAGUGACAGCGAUCUCGUUGAACUGCAGUGCAGUCCCGUCAACGAAUGCGAACGUACUACUCACAAUUGCAGCAUGGAUGCCGAAUGUCUGGACCGCACGCCGUUCUUCGCUUGUGUUUGUCAUGCUGGGUACAGUGGUGACGGAGUGGACUGUGCUAAUCUGAACGAGUGUGAAAUAGACAUGGCCGACUGCCAUGACAACGCCACUUGCAAUGAUACGAUUGGCUCAUUUGAAUGCACCUGCGAGUCCGGACUGUCUGGCAACGGAAGACAAUGCAACGACAUUCCUGAAUGUUCAAUCGAGCCAACCCCGUGCGCAGCAGGACGCUCGGAAUGCUUCAACUCCUUUGGCAGCUUUUCCUGCGAGUGCUUGAUGGGUUACAACGGGUCCGGGUUUGUCUGUGAGGAUAUAGAUGAAUGUAUGGAGGACGUGGACGCAUGUGAUGCUAACGCACUGUGUACGAAUACAGUGCCAGGUCACAGCUGCACCUGUCUGCCUGGAUUCACCGGCUCUGGUACGUCCUGUGAGAAUAUUAACGAAUGUCAGCCCACCCACAACUGCAGUGCCAACGGCACGGCACAGUGUACGGAUACUGACGGUGCGUUCAACUGCUCAUGCCGCCUCGGUUACACAGGUGAUGGCUACACCUGUGUGGAUGUCGAUGAAUGCCUGCUCGGAAGCGGUGUAUCCAGCUGUGCCGAGAUGCUCAGUGUAUGCUCAAACACACGCGGGUCGUUCGUCUGCCUGCGUUGCACGACCGGCUUUGAGGGCAAUGGAACAGCAUGCAAUGAUGUUGAUGAAUGUGACCGCUCUCCAGAGUCUGCCUGUGCUCUUGACCGCAGUCAAUGUAUGAACACAAGAGGAUCGUUUGAAUGUCCGUGCAAUGUAGGCUAUCAGCCAGACGAGGAGUCUCCUCUGCUGUUAUGCCGAGACCAUGAUGAGUGUAUCCUGAGCGUGGACAACAACUGCUCGGCAAACGCCUCAUGCGAGAACAGCAUUGGAUCGUUUGCUUGCGUCUGUGGUAUGGGAUUUACCGGUGACGGCAUGGUCUGCUUGGAUGUUGAUGAGUGUAAUCUUGCCACGCAUAGCUGCAUGCCAUUCUCAAUGUGUCGCAAUACCGCCGGCUCAUAUGUCUGCCCCUGCCUGGCCGGCUUUGAACUCGAUGACAGCAGUCAGUGUAUGGACAUCCAGGAGUGCGAGCAAGGCCUGGAUGAUUGCAUCAGCUCAACAACCACGUGUGCAAAUAAUAUCGGCUCCUACCAGUGUAACUGUCUGGAUGGCUAUGUGCCGAACCAGAACUCUGCAAACAACUCCUUCUGCUUGGACUUUGAUGAGUGCAGCAUUGCAUCGAACUGUGGGGUCAACACGAUCUGCAACAACACCCCUGGAUCGUUUCAAUGUGAUUGCCAGCCGGGAUACAGCCGCAUCGAUUCUGGGCCUUGCAUGAAUGACAAUGAGUGCAUGCUGGGGACGCACAACUGUGACAUGGCGUCCACAAUGUGCCGAGACCAGCCCGGUACAUUCGACUGCCCAUGCCAAGAUGGCUACGAGGCCUUCGAGGGUGGCAAUGCUACUCACUGUGGGGAUAUCCUUCUUAACUGCAUAGGUAACACAGUGGAUAAUUGCAGGGAUAACUCUAUGUGUGUGAACACGAUAGGCAGCUUUGAAUGUCCCUGUGUUGCUGGAUACGAAGACAAUAGUCAAUCAAUGGAGUGUGAUGAUAUCAAUGAAUGCGAUCGACAGGUGCACUCGUGUAACGUGACAUUUGCCAACUGUGUGAAUCUGGAUGGGAGCUACGAAUGCGAGUGCAGGGCUGGCUAUGACGAUUUGGCGCCAAGCAGCUCACCGGGCCAGGUAUGUAUGGAUAGGGAUGAGUGUGGCAGUACGGACAACUGUCACCGUCCAUUUGGUAGCUGUACGAACAUUCCGGGCAGCUAUGAAUGCAGUUGUGUGCCAUUCACCAGUGGCAACGGAGUCAUGUGUGAGCCAAUCGACGAGUGCCAAGACCCUGCGCUUCACAACUGUGCGGUGAACGCUACAUGUACAGAGUUGCCUCUUGGCUUCUCCUGUAUGUGUGAUCAGGGCUACACUGGGGAUGGUGAAGUAUGCAACUACGUUCCCAAGUGCAGCGGGUCCACGCUGAACAACUGCAGUGCUGGGCGAUCUGAGUGUACUGAGGACUUCCCAGGCUUCCAGUGCACCUGUCUGAGUGGUUAUACGGGAGAUGGAGUGCAAUGCAUUCCCAUUGAUGAAUGUUCAACCAAUGGUCACAACUGCCAUCGCAAUGCUUUCUGUAGGGAUUCCACGCCAGGUUUUCAGUGUAACUGUGUGACUGGAUAUACCGGAGAUGGCGUGUUCUGCAUGGAUGUGUUUGACUGCAUGGUGGAUGGUCGCAACUGCAGCGAGAACGCGCGCUGCGUCAACCAGACUGGACCGGAGCGUUGCAAGUGCCUGGUCGGCUUCACCGGUGAUGGAUUCAGCUGUGUUAAUGUCGAUGAAUGUAGCCUGGCCUCACACAACUGCCAUGCGAAUGCGAGCUGCACCGAUACCACACCGCUCUUCAACUGCAGUUGCCAGACUGGCUUCAGUGGCAGCGGCACGGAAUGCUCUAACAUUGAUGAAUGUAUGCUGGGGAGUGUCACUUGCCCAAGCAACUCAACAUGUAACGAUACCAUCGGAAGUUACCAGUGCCUCUGCGACCCUGGUUUCGCUUAUAAUCCCGAUGAGACAGAAUGUCAAGAUAUCAUCGAGUGUGACAGUAAUGCCAACAUCUGUCCUGAAGAAGUUAGUCGGUGUGUGAACACCGUAGGCAGUUACCUGUGUCCCUGUACUGACGGCUAUAACAGAACUGCAAACACGGGGGAAUGCGAGAAUAUCAUUGAAUGCUUGUCGGAGGACCUGCACAACUGCGAUGCCAAUGCUAACUGCACGGACUUGAUUGGUACAUUCCAGUGUCGGUGUGCCGUGGGUUUUGAGGGUAGUGGGACCAACUGUACUGACAUUGAUGAAUGCCUGAUGCCAGGUAUGUGUGCCGCAAACGCUGUGUGCACAAAUACACGCGGUACGUUCAUGUGCAUGUGCGAAACCGGCUAUUCUGGAAAUGCAGUUGAUAGUUGUGAUGACGUGGAUGAGUGUCUGCAGGUGCAAAUGCCAUGCGGUGCUAAUACUGUGUGCAAUAACACUAGAGGAAGUUACAUGUGUACAUGCCAGACCGGCUACACAGGUGAUACAAGUGAUGGCCAGGAUUGCCGUGAUAUACCCGAGUGUACUCUGGCCAUAGACAGCUGCAACAGAACCAGCGAAGAUUGCGUCAACACUGCCGGCUCGUAUAGGUGUCAAUGCCGCGACGGCUUCACGUCGGAUGACAGUGGUGUAUGCCAAGACAACGACGAAUGUGAUCCUGACGGUGCUAUGGAGUCCUGCCCGCGAACCAAGGCAAACUGCACGAACACCAUCGGAUCAUUUGAAUGUACCUGCCUGCCGGGGUACCGUAAUGGCUUCCCAGCCUGUGUCAACAUUGACGAGUGUUCGGAGAGCGGAGACAACUGCCAUGACGAUGCCACAUGCAAUGACAACCCUGGCUCGUUUGUGUGUGAAUGCAAUGACGGAUUUACCGGCAACGGUACUAUGUGUCAGGACAUCAACGAAUGUUUGAACUCAUCUCUGAAUUCCUGUGACGGAGUGUGCCAGUGUCAAAACCUGCGUGGAGUGCAGGAUAGUGCAAGGAUGCGAGGAUACAGGUGCGUAGCUCCCCUGGGUUAUGCUCUAACCAUGGACACAGACACUUGCACCGAUGUCGACGAAUGCUCGUGUGCACGCACUGAGGACAAUGUGUUCUGCGCCGGAACUUCCACUCCUGUGCACAACUGCUCAGCCCAGGAACUGCAGGUGUGCAACAACACCCUGGGUGGAUUUGUGUGCGACUGCCAGCCAGGAGCGUUCUUUAACGCCACACAGAAUGCAUGUCGUGAGCACCCGAGCUGUACCAACGGUCUAGUUAGCUGCAGUAACGAUGCCAGCUGCUCUGAAUUUGCUGAUGGAAUCGCACGCUGUGUCUGCAACGCUGGCUUCACAGGUGCCGGACAGACCUGUGAAGAUAUAGAUGAGUGCUCCCAGAGUGGGGCGGCUGCAACCUGCGCACAGCGGCUGGUGGACAGCGUGUGUGAGAACUUCCCCGGAUCAUCCCGGUGUUCAUGUACUCCAGGUUUCAUGCCGAACAACACAGUACAACAGCCAUUCUGUGAUGACGUGAAUGAGUGCACAUGCAUGGUGGCCGACGAUGGCAGUGGUCAGUGCCAGGGGAGCAGCACGCUGGCACACAACUGCCAGGCGGACAUUGGUCAACUCUGCUCCAACCAAGUGGGCAGUUUCCGCUGUGUCUGCCGCACGGGUACAUUCUUCGACGAGUCCGCGAGGCGCUGUGAAGACCUGCCAACCUGUGCUACCAUUGCCUGCGAUCCAAACGCCGACUGCAGUAGCCUUGGUGAAGGUGAUCCUCAAUGCAUGUGCCGGCAAGGCUACGUGGGCAACGGCAUAGUCUGUAGUAAUCAGAAUGAGUGCCUGCUGGAUCCAACAAUCUGCUCGCGGAGCAUUGACGGCAGCCUGUGCACUGAUACUGCAGGCUCGUAUCUCUGCGAGUGUGAGCCCGGCUUUGAGCUGGAUGCCGUGUUGAGUCGCUGUGUGGAUCGGGAUGAGUGUACAGCUGGCAGUCCAUGUGACGGGCUAGCUACGUGCACGAAUAGCAUUGGCAGCUUCCAGUGCAGCUGUCCGGGAGGAUACACGGGGUCAGGGAGGCCUGGAGACUGUCCCGAUCUCGAUGAGUGCAUGCUGAACACGCAUGACUGUUCUCCAGUGGCGACUUGCACAAACAACCUAGGCUCGUUCAUGUGCGAGUGUAACGUGGGCUAUCGGGGAAUGGGUCAGCAAUGUAGCGAUGUCAAUGAAUGCGGUCUGAUGGAUACAAACUUGGAAUUUUCUGUGGAUGACGAACAGGACCUUCAAGCCACUCACAACUGCAGCGUGAGGGCCACCUGUGCCAAUAGCAUAGGAGCAUUUAAUUGCAGGUGCAUGGAUGGAUUUACCGGCAAUGGAUACGUUUGUACGGAUGUGGAUGAGUGUGUAAGCGCGACUGUCCACCAGUGUCAAGACUACUCCGACUGUGAAAACACCGUUGGUUCAUUCGCCUGCCAAUGCUUCCCAGGAUUCUUCGGCAAUGCAACAUUCUGCCACUCACAAAUCGAAGUGGUCUUGCCUAAACAUGUGUUCAGUCUCGUCGAGAUGGACUACAGCCUCUACUGCAACACAUCCGGCCUCCCCAUUGCUACUGAUCGCCAGUGGUAUGGUCAGGACAGUGCGGAUGCACUCAGCACAGACCGGCUGGAGUUUGCAUCGCCGACAUUCAGCGACUCUGGAAUUUAUAGGUGCAAUGCAACCAACAGUUUGACUAGUGGUAGCGGUGCUGUGUCUGUCGUCUUCUCAACGGUCGCCUCCUAUAACUGGCAGAUGAUAUUUACCAACGAGUUUGAAGAUGGUCUGGAGGAUAUGUCCACAGUAGUCUACCAGGAAAGAGCUGCUGUUCUGGCCAGCAUUCUCCAGCAAAUCUUCGAUACUAACCAAGAUUUGUUCGAUGUUCUCAACAUGUCACUACCGACGUUCAGGGGAGGUAGCAUUAUCACAACAUUCAACACAGCCAUGGUUCAUCGUGGCAACCAAAGUUCAGCUAUGGCCCAGGAGAUUGCGCGUACAGUUGAAACCGAUGGGCCUAUGUUCUUCGCUCCCGAGUUCACGCUUCAACCAGGCAGUAUCGGUGUGCUGCCUGCCUUUAAUUUGACCGAGCAGUUGACCAUCUUGGAAAAUGUUGAAAUUAACACCGUGCAAGCUGCUGUUGAUACGACUGCCGACCUGGAAUUUUUGACCAGUGUGUCAUCCAUGCUGGAGCCCACCGAUGUGGGAGUCGUGACAAAUGUCCUCUCGAUCAUCGAAGUCAGCAUCAUUAGCGACCCGGUUGACGAUGAGGAAGGUCUGAGAGACGAGACCAAUGCAAUCACGACAGGUGUCUUGCAGGUUGUGAGUAAUGUCCUGGCCUCCCCGUCAGCUGUUCUAUUCGAAGCACAGAUAGCGCUAAACACCAGUGCAGAAAUUGUGCAAAUCCUGGUGGCCACCAAUGCACAGAAACCCAUUAUCAUGCAGACCCGGCAGGUGGCUGUGCCUCUUGAUCCCCAGAGUGAUGACAACGAGACCGCUACGGCUGUGUAUGAAGUCCUCACAUCACCAACGGUGUCGUCCACGAUCAUCGACUUUGGACGGGAAGUAUUCAGCACCACAUUCUCGUUGGUGCCAGGUCAGGGCGAUAACCCCGUUGUUCCAUCAAUGUUGAACCCAUCCGACGUAGCCAUUGGCUCGGGCAACCAGCUGAAUGACCAGCAAGCCGUGGCGCCUGUGUCGGCAUUCUUGCCCGACAGCGUUGUAGCUGCGGCUACAUGUACGCUGCCCAACGGCACUGCAGACCCAACCAAUCCAGAUUGCAGGCGGCGAAUUCACUUCAUCGUCUUCACUGCUACACUUUUCUUCACGGAAAUAAGAGAAACAGCCGGAACAGGUGAUGCAGAAACUGAGGACGCUGCAGCCACACGGGAGAUCGUCAGCCCAAACAGUUUGGUUAUUAGCAUUUCAAUUGAGCGCGACACGUCACCGGAUGUAGAAACGUUGCCUGGUGGACAGCGACUACUUCCCGAGCCAAUCCAGAUCUCACUGCAGCCCGUCUCGGGUGAUACGCAGGACCAGGUGUGCGCAUUCUGGGACUACCAGCGCAACAGUGGUAGAGGUGGCUGGAGUCAAGAAGGAUGCACAGUAAUGGGUAGCACUGAAACACACGUCACAUGUCAGUGCACUCAUUUGACCAACUUUGCUCUGCUGUUUGCGCCGGGAGCAGAACCCAACGAGGCAUUGGAGUUGUUUACGACAAUCGGUGCAAGCCUGUCUAUUGCUGGACUAGUGCUGACCAUUGUUCUCUUUUUGCUGAAGAAGGAGAUCCGUAACAACAAGCAAUCGAACAUCAUCGUCGGUCUGUCAAUAUCUCUGGUGGCUGUCCUGCUCAUCUUCCUCUUGGGCAUUGACAAGACGGAGAAUGCAGACGCAUGCCGUGCCAUUGCACUGCUCCUUCACUACUUCAUGCUGUGCUCGUUCUUCUGGAUGGCUGUCGAGGCUUACAACCUCUACGCCGGCCUGAUCAAGAUCUUCGACAGCAAAGUCAGCAACCUGUUGCUCAAGUCAAUCAUCUUUGCACAUGGUAUUCCCCUAGUGAUUGUGAUAGUGACCGCUGCAGCAGACUGGGGAGCAUACGGCAAUCAGCAAUUCUGUCGCAUUGAUUAUGGCAUUUCGUUCUUCAUCAGUCUUGUAGCUCCAAUGAUACUAACAAUGAUCCUGAACAUCGCCAUUCUGGUGAAGGUCACACUCGUACUCUCUAGGAAGCAGCCGACUACGAACAAAAACGAGAAGAAGGUGCGUCGACAGCGUAUCCGCAUCAGUAUCAGCCUGAGCGUGGUGCUCGGCGUCACCUGGAUCUCAGGUCUGCUGGUGCUGGAGAACACACACCCGGCUCCGCAAUGGAUAUUCACAAUUCUCGUCGCCUUCCAGGGCUUCUUCAUCUUCCUGUUCCAGUUUGCUUCUAACCGUGUUGUGAAGAACAUGAUCAGCACAAAGUUCUUCUCCUCCGACACGCAAUCAAAGAGUGCAGCCAGUAGUAACUCGCAGAGCCGAUCGGCUGCUGCCAAAAUGGACGGCAGCUACGAUGGCCGCCGUCGUCGCAGUACGGCGUACACGUUUCUCAACGUGUUUCGACGCACGUCAUCCGCGUCGCAGGAGUUCAGCAGCUCUAGUGGGCCCAGGCCAUCCCUCACUCCAAGCGGUGGCAUUAGCACUCUGAACUCCAAGAGAUCUACGUUGGAUUCACGCGGAGGCUCUCUAGACGAAGACUCCAGCUCAACAAGUGCAUGGGACCUACCACCAGUGAAAAUGACCCCUGGUCAGAAGGCCAAGAUGAUGCGAGAACGGAAGGCAAUGGAGGGUGGCAAGAAGAAGCCACAACCGGCCUUUCAGAUGACUGUCGUCAAAAACGACUCUUUUGAUAGCGCAGACGGCCGCUCUUUCACGCCUGAAAAUCUUGAGCCAAGGCGAUCUUCUCUUGGUAACGAGCAAAGACGAUCAUCUCUUGCUGAUGAACCAAGGAGAUCAUCGCUGGCUCCUGCCAUGGCAAUGGCGCAACCCAGACGAUCUUCACUGGAAGGUGCCGCCGAGCCCAAGAAGAUGACGUAUGGCGAGAGGGCUGCUGCUAAACGCAGGGAGCGCAUGAUGAAAGACAAAACGCUUGAAAAGCAAGACAAGAAAGAGGCGAAAAAGGAGAAGAAACUGCGUAAGCAAGCAGCUAUUUCAACAAACUCUCUCAGCGACUCCGUGACCAACAGCACAGUUUAUGUGAAUGUACCUUUGAAUGAACCGGAUGUGGAGGACACGCCAGCAAACAAGCGACUCAGCAGGUUGGAUGAGGACAACGUCUACACAACAGCCAAUCCACAACCACUGAGAGUGGCUUUGCCGGGUCAGCACACUCCUCCCGAUGGCAACCUCAAUGAAGAGGACCAACGGGCUGCGGCGGCCAAGCUGAAGGAUGACGCCAUCUCGGUCGACGCGGUGCCUCCGCGUGCCGCCACCGUCACGCGUGAGUCAAGUGUUCGCAGCACCACCUCGCCAGCACCACACACGCCUGGUCCAAUGCAUCGUGGCACCGUAGCCAGAAGCAGUGGCUCGAGUCUGCAGCAGCGAGGAGCGGACCACGUUGCGCCUAUAGGAGGCUUGGUCACUCGUGAGUCCAGCGUACGUAGCACUGUAUCCGCCUACAGCACAACACAAGCAUCCAGACCCAUGCGCAAUGAAGAGUACGAAGAUACGGACGACGAUCGCUUCACACCAGCACCUCCGCUGACACCCGAAACUGAAGAUGAAGAGAACUCAGCACUGUAAUACUCGUGUGUGAAACGAAUCCUCCCUGUAAUACGACUCCACGAAAUUUACUUUCUCUGUGCUCCUGAUCCCAUUUUGGCAUAUUUUCCUUUUGCAUGCAUUGUAUUUCGCCUUUUCUAUUAUUGAAGUUGAACCAGCCAUUCUUCUUUGGUCACAUAGCGUUUCUGAGAUAAACCGGGGCUUAUUCGAGUGGUCAUGCGUCGAAUCCUAUUUACAAUGUGGGCCAUGCUGGGAGAAAUGCCUGGCCGUCUUGAUUUAUUGCAUAAGCUGGAUUGCUCAACGACGUUCCGCGUAAAAGCUAAUUGGCUUCCGCUCUCUCUUGGCCAGGCCUUUAUCACCACUGUCUCAUGCUAAAACAUUUAUCUCCGGACAGCACCCAAUUGUAAGCAAUCACAUUUUCAGGCGAGCUGAAUGCUAAACUUUGCAGAAACAAAUGCGCAUUUCCACUACACGAUUGGAUCUAUACAAUGCAUGCCAUGUAUUUGCAGCUACCAGUAAAGCCACCCGAUCCUUGCUGCUGUGCGGCCCACUCAGUAUUGCCGCUUCACCUUAUAUUCACUGUUCAAUGCAACGUAUGGUAUCACACUUUUUACACACAUCAAUUUUGAGGAUGGUAAUAAGCACAUGUCGCCUCCUCAUGCUAUCGCUGUCAAUUCCUGCCACCAUGAUGUGCAUUUGCUAAUUAGAACAACACUGAAGAAAAAACAUUGAUGUACAUUUAA